Messenger RNA from Sus scrofa (pig), 1180 nucleotides. Lineage: Eukaryota; Metazoa; Chordata; Mammalia; Artiodactyla; Suidae. The record is from RefSeq and is a predicted model, not a curated record.
UAAAGCGCCGCCAAUACCGACGCCGACGCCUUCCCGAGCAUCUCCGCUCUCGACUCCGGAGGUAACCGCCCAACGGACCUUGAUAACUGUCAUUGCCCUACGCCCCCUGUGUUUCUACGACCUCGCUGUGUUCCGUGGGGUGCAUCGAAAGCCUUUGUACCUCCCUGUCACCCUGCCGUCUGGCUGCGGCUGCUCUUGGCUCAACCCGGGUCCGGCCUCGUGCGCUUCCGCGGCCGCUUGGACUGCGCGGGGUGAGGGCAGCACGAGGAACUCAUCUCAGCCUCUGCUAAACCCGGGCCGUGGGCAUCUCGCUGGAUCUGCAGAGGAACCCUAUGAGCUUAAGAACGAGCACAAAAGCCAGCCCCAGUUACCUCAUCGCCACUUCCGAGACCGACGCAAUUACCAAAUGCCGACUGAAUGUGCCGGACGAAGGCUGCACCGCAUCAGUGUGACCCUUCCUUCCCCUCUGACCACUGCAUGUGUCACCCUGACGUGUCUCCUCCCGAAGACAGAGACCCUGCCUUUCUGGAUGGUUGUCAUCAGCCACCUUCUCCGCUGUGCUUGGAAUAAGUGCUUUGGUAGAGGCAGAGGACAUCGAGAGGACUCUCGCAUUAUGAGUCUAAGAGCCAUGGAUCGUCUCUCUCCUAUUCCAGGGGCUGCCUCCUCCAGUCACUACCCAGUUGUAGGACACAGCAGCACAGGGACAGGGGUGACGGCCCCUGCUGAAAGUCAGGCGAUUUCACCCUCAGAACAGCAGGUCCAGGUAGACCCUGGAGGCUCUCCAUGCAAGAGCCUGUGUGCAGCGGGGGCGGAGGGACAAGUCAGGGGAUUGGGGGACCUCUUCCGAGGUGGUCGGUGUGUUAGCCCCUGGGACAGAAAUGAGCUAGGUGAUUCCCCAAACUCCUUUUGUUGGACCCCAUGGCCCGGAUGUGGCCACGUGACCUUGUUCGGGCCAAUGGCAUGGGAGCGGAAGAGAUGGAUGCCACAUCCAGGUCUGGCCCAUAGAACUCUCCCAUAUGCUGCUUCUCCUUCCAUGUCUUGGUGCAGAUGGGCCCAGCCGAGCUUCAAGAUGGAAGGAACGGGGGGCCCUCAAUCACUCCUGGAGAAGAGAGCCUCCCAUCCUUCGGGAGCCCCCACGUUGGACUUUACGUCAGUGAUAAAUCGUCUUCCAUUGUGGUAA